AAAUCAAUCUCUUUAUCAGUGCUUGUCAACAUCACAAAGUAUUCAAGUUCAUUCUCACGUAGAGUCCUUAUCCUACCAUUGAUCAAAGAAAAUCUCUAAACAAGCAAUAGCUUUGUCUUGAGGCAAAGCAAUACUUGAGAAAGAUGGUUCAAAGCAAGACUACUUGUCAAGCAAUCAAGUCUUACAAUCUGCAACCUGAAACUCGGUUUGGGCAAGAACAUCUCAAGAACCUUGGACCGGAGAUGAUGUUGAUGAAGAGAACAAAACCUAAGAGGAAGCUUAAAGACACUUCUGUUUCUCAACCAGGUAAGACGCAACCACCACCAAAUAAGCAUGAUUUUGUUGUUAAAGUAACAGGUAGGUCGCCUAACUACAUGAAAGGCACCUCUAGUUCUGAGGCAAGGAUAGAGAAAAAGAAAAUAUUCAAUCAGAAGAACCAAACCUCUCUAAAACAUGAUGGAGUCAAGAAAGAGAGAAGUAACAACAAGCCGAGUUCGAGGAUGGUUAAAGGUUUGACAAAGACUCCCAGUUUCAAGAGAUGUACACAGAGAGCUACUUGUUCCUCCAUUCUGAAAGAUCCCAAGUUUCCAGAGUAUCUGAUGCUUAAUCAUGGUGGAACUGAUGGUGAUGAAGUUAGUGGAACCUCUGUUUUGAGAGUCUGUCCUUAUACGUAUUGUUCACUUAACUGCCAUCUGCAUAAGCAGCAUCCUCCACUGAAAAGCUUCAUAUCCUCGAGGAGAGGGAGUUUGAAGUCUCAAAAUAGUGUGCAGAUGGAACCUUCUGUGGAGAGGUAUGUAGAGGAGAAGAAAGAGUGUGAGGAUGCAAAUGGUGAGGUUGAUGUUGAGACUCAAAUCUCGGAGACUAUCUCUGUAGGAGCACCUUGUUCUGAAACUGACUCUGAUAAGUACUCUGACACUGUAGAGAUGGUGAAGCUUUCAGAAGGUGAUGAUGGCAUCAAAGAAUCCGAUUUGGAGGAGGAGACUCUUGUAAAAGACUCUGUGAAAGAGGUCCAAGAGACUACUACUUGUGAGGUUGAUAUUGACUCUGAUAGUGCAGGGACGGUGAGGUUUUUAGAAGGUGAUCAUGAUAUCAAUUUAAAAGAAGAUGUUGAUCAAUCUUGUUACUUUAACUCAGAAGCAGAUGAUGCUGCUGGUGAUGAGACACUUAAGGAUAAUAAAGCUGAAGAUUGCAAAGAGGAGUCUCAAGACCAAACUGAAGCUACAAAGGUGCCAUGCAACCAAGAAGAAGAUUUAGAUGUUACCGUUGCAUGGACAAUCAUCAAAUGCAAGAAACAUGUGUCAGAGACAGAGGAUUUGACGGGAUUCAACCCAAGAGAACCCAAUUACCUUCCGCUUUCCAUUGAUGCAGAUACCGAGAAGGUCGACCUAAAGCAUCAAGACAUGGAUGAGAGGAGAAACUCAGAGGACUGGAUGUUUGAUUAUGCUCUGCAGCGUGCCGUUACCAAACUUUCCUCAGCAAGGAAGAGGAAAGUUGCAUUGCUAGUCGAGGCAUUUGAAACCGUGAAACCUAUUACUAAGCAACAUGGUAGAGAACCUGAACCUGUAUUGAGUUAUGGAAAACCCCUUCAGACAUGUAAUUAACAGAGGUCAACGGAUGAUUGAAGCAGAGCAACUUAAGGAAGGUGAAAGAUGUUUGUUCUAUAUUGUAAGUAUUUGAAAUCGUGAUUCAGUUGUUGUUGAUUGUUACUAAACAACAUUGACAGUUGUUUUCA
Raphanus sativus (radish) is the source of this 1732-nucleotide messenger RNA. Its product is annotated as calmodulin binding protein PICBP. NCBI's taxonomy places the organism in Eukaryota, Viridiplantae, Streptophyta, Magnoliopsida, Brassicales, Brassicaceae. The coding region runs from base 144 to 1601 and encodes 485 amino acids. The transcript is spliced from 2 exons. The record is from RefSeq and is a predicted model, not a curated record. Gene Ontology annotation, molecular function: calmodulin binding.